Messenger RNA from Eurytemora carolleeae, 637 nucleotides. RefSeq lists its product as uncharacterized. The transcript is spliced from 4 exons. The record is from RefSeq and is a predicted model, not a curated record. Lineage: Eukaryota; Metazoa; Arthropoda; Copepoda; Calanoida; Temoridae. Bases 111 to 491 code for a protein of 126 amino acids.
UAUAAAUUGUUUAUUUUGUAAAUUCACUUCCGAGUUUAAUUUUUAGAUUUUUAGAUUGCUAUUUUACAUUUGUGUUUGCGCAGUCCAGAUUUGGCUGUAGACAGGGCAACAUGGUGUUAGUCCUUCUUAUUCUUAGUGUUGUUGGUGUCUCCAUAAGUGAGUGUGCAAUCUACAGGCCAACUGGAGAUUCUGUAAUGCGGCUCUCACAGGCUGGUGGUCAGCUCCUACUUGAAGAGGGUCAUCUUUCCCAAAAUUUCUAUAGAAACAAACGGAUUGCGAAGAAUAGCGAGUUCAGAGCAAUGGAAAAAUCAAACCGGUUUAGUCAGGAUGAUUCAAACUCAGUUAUUUCUGAAUACCCAGAGCAGGAUAUAUCAGCUUAUCAACGUGGAUCCAUCUCUCCGGUCAACAUUGAGGCGUUGGAAACCAGAGCUCAGGAUCUAGCGAUGUCACAAAUCUACGAACUGGAUUCAUCACAUUGCUUCGAAAAGUAAAUAUAUAUUCAAUUACAUAAGAAAUAUGCAAUCAUGUCUGAAUGUAUAAAAUUGAUAUGAAUAUGGAGUAUAAAAUUACAGAAUCCUGCAGAUUAAAGCUGCCAACAUUUCGAUACUAAACUUCCCGUUUAGAAACAGAAAUAGCU